AUGAGGUUACUAUUAUCCAUGUUUCGCAGACGGUUUAGUCUGCGCUCAACGUUUCUUGGCAUUUUGGUGAUGGCCGUCCUAUCUAUUGUAUUUGUGAUGAGUGUUGGUUCUCAUGACUCUGCCAAUUAUGAUGAAUAUUUGGGGACUGUGAAGGAUCAUGCUAAUAAUGUGAUAGAAUAUGUAGGUGAUAAGAUUAGUUAUUUUGGAAACGGUAACACUUUAGAACCUGGUUACGUUUGGAAGAAUCCACAUUAUGAUGAAGAGACCAUAUCUCAGCUAUUGACAAAAUUGGAUACACCUUUAUAUCCUGAAGAUCAAGUUAAUAAGACUAGGACUAAACAAAUAUAUUUGGAUAAUUUGAAUCUAUAUAGAGACACUAUGUCAAAAGAAAUCGAUGAACCACAAGUAGAAGAUUUGGUUCGUAGUAGUGAAUCGAAUUUUAAUGCAGGAAAUGCUGUACCAGCUACUAUAUUGUCAUUAGUGAGAAAUGAGGAUUUAAAAGAGUUAGUACAAUCCAUUAAACAAAUAGAAGAGAAAUUUAAUGCUAAAUUUAAUUAUCCUUAUACUUUUUUAAAUGACGAAGAGUUUUCUGAAGAGUUUAAAGAGGUUAUUAUUCAUUUAUUACCAUCAGAACGUGAAGUACGUUUUGGUAAGAUUAGUGAAGAGGAUUGGAAUAUUCCAGAGAGUGUGGAUAAAGAAAAAUAUAAACAAGGUGUGGAACUAUUGGAUUCAGAAGAUGUCUCUUAUGCAAAAAUGGAAUCCUAUCACAAUAUGUGUAGGUUUUACUCUAGAUCUUUUUAUAGGCAUCCUCUAUUGAAAGAUAUUAAAUAUACUUGGAGAUUAGAACCAGGCGUUAAAUUCUAUUGUGAUAUUGACUAUGAUAUAUUUAAAUUCAUGGCAGACCAUAAUAAAAUCUAUGGAUAUGUGUUAAAUUUAUAUGAUAGUCCACAAUCUAUUAAGAGUCUAUGGAAGGAUACAAGAGAAUUUUUACAAAAAAACUCAGAUUAUAUUAAUGAACAAGGUUCCUUUGACUGGAUCAAAGAGAAUAUGCAAAAAUCUAUAAACUUCAAUAUCACUGAAGGUUAUUCUUCUUGUCAUUUCUGGACAAACUUUGAGAUUGCGAAUUUGGAUUUCUUAAGAUCUGAACCAUAUGAAGCCUAUAUGGAUUUCCUCGAAUCGAAAGGUGGGUUUUAUUACGAAAGGUGGGGGGACGCGCCAGUUAGAAGUUUGGCAUUGGGCCUCUUUGCUGAUAAGUCACAGAUCCAUUGGUUUAGAGAUAUUGGAUACACUCAUUUCCCAUACACAAAUUGUCCGAACUCUGCGAAAUGUGAUAAUAGAUGUACACCAGGCUCAUUUACACCUUGGGAUAAUCUAGAGAUAGAGAACUGUCAAGCAACAUGGAUGAAAUAUAGUAUGACAGACGAUGAAUUGAAUCUAUAUUACAAGAAGAAUAGCGAUUGA
Maudiozyma barnettii is the source of this 1461-nucleotide messenger RNA. RefSeq names its product putative mannosyltransferase (gene KTR4). Gene Ontology annotation, cellular component: membrane; Golgi apparatus. The coding region runs from base 1 to 1461 and encodes 486 amino acids. Gene Ontology annotation, biological process: cell wall mannoprotein biosynthetic process; protein O-linked glycosylation; protein N-linked glycosylation. The transcript has a single exon. Gene Ontology annotation, molecular function: alpha-1,2-mannosyltransferase activity. The record is from RefSeq and is a predicted model, not a curated record. Lineage: Eukaryota; Fungi; Ascomycota; Saccharomycetes; Saccharomycetales; Saccharomycetaceae.